UCCCCGUAAUUGCAAAGCAUCUUACAGCAUAUAAGAGCAAGUCACAUCGGACAAUCGAAGGCGCUUUCCCUCCAAAACCUCCGAGCAAUUCAUCCUUAGGACACAGGCAGUCAGGCAAGGGCAAGAUGUUCUCAGCGAUCAAGUCGCGUCUAGCGGGCAACGGCGAGGCUAAGGAGCCAGCCAAGGAGGCUGUCGAAGCGCAGGCUGGUCAGGCGGAUGACUCAGAAGCGCAGCCCGUUGGGGGCGGAGCAGUGGAAUUGAAGGCCUUGGAUCCUGCAGCAGAGCAGCAGCUCACAGCAGCAGGCGUAGAUCUGAUAAGCUGCUCAGCCUGUCCCUCUAUCUGUGACCCUCUUGAUACGUCCUUAGAUCCCAACACCAUCCACCCAGACAAGACUCUCCGCGCGUGGUCCAAGCAGACGAUCGACAUGGACUCGCCCAUGCUGGCUUCCACCACGCCUUUCUAUCGACAUGCAUUGAUCAGCACGGGCAAGAAAGACUGGGUGCACGAUGUGGCCACAGUAGACGGAAGUCUGGCGCAGUGGUUCCAAGAGUGGGCGGGCGAGAUCGAGGAGGAGAAGAAGAAGGGAAAGGAGACACUUCAGCAGGAUGCUUCCAUGGCGAGGCACCGGCAGCCGAUACUGCCUGAAGGUGUCUGGCAAUCCACUCUCCCGCCGUCCUCAGCAAUGUCAUCGUCGUCAUCAAAGCCCAUCAUGUCGUGUCAGGCCCGAACAGCGCAAGACCACCUUCGCCCUCUCCCCGGCGGACCCAGUCGCGUCCUCAUAAGCAACGCCUCACACAUCUCCUCCUCUCGGCAUCAUCACGGCCAGAAUGUCAUGCUCUUCCCCGACUGGGUGAUGCUCUCUGAUGUCUGCGAUGGACAGCCAGGGGAGAAAGUCGCGACUGCUGUCGCUGAGGACAAGGAGAGAACGAGGGAGCUCUACCGCGAGCACAUUGCUGCUGCACCCUCAUCGUCAUCAUCAAAGGAAGAGCGGCCGCGCUCCAGGCCACGACGCACCGUUCUCCCCUACCGAGCGGUCGUGGUUCUCUGCAGCCACAACAAGCGCGACGCCCGCUGCGGAAUCGCUGCGCCUAUGCUCGCAGAAGUGCUCAAGCGCCAUGCAGAGGCGGCUGGUUGGGAGGUCGACGAGCGAGCGGAUCAUGUCGAUCACCACCACGACGGCGAGGCAGACGAGGAGGGUUCGUGCGAGUUUCAUGACUUGCUACGCGUGCCCGCCGGUAGAGGAUGGGGGCAUGUGCACGAGACAAGCACGGCAGACGACAGCAACAAGGCACCUUCUCCAGAAGAGCAGAUCCUCAAUUGGCGCAAAGAGCUCUGCGACCCGUCCUCUUCGUACGCCCCUUCCCCCAGCCUCGGCAUCUUUUACUGCUCCCAUAUCGGCAAGCACGCUUGGGCAGGGAAUGUAAUUGUCUACUUCCCCUCUGGCUCUGGAGUCUGGUACGGCCGAGUGGAUCCGAAAGAGGGUGCAGGGAGAGUAUUUCAGGAGACGAUUUUGAAAGGGAAAGUAAUUGGAGAGUUGCUGAGGGCGGGAAUCAAUCUUUACCGGGGCGAGGGAGCCGAUGAGCUGGAGGACGUUGUAUCGGGGACGAAAGAGCAGCUUGUCGGUGGCAAAGGCCGGACGAAGAGUCUACUGGCCUGGUAAGAGACGAGACGAAUUUCGCUAGAAGAGAUGCCAAUGAACCAAGUCGUUUUGCAAUAUGCUCAAUUAGGU
Jaminaea rosea is the source of this 1730-nucleotide messenger RNA. RefSeq lists its product as hypothetical. Bases 126 to 1661 code for a protein of 511 amino acids. Lineage: Eukaryota; Fungi; Basidiomycota; Exobasidiomycetes; Microstromatales. The record is from RefSeq and is a predicted model, not a curated record. The transcript has 2 exons.